UCUGAAUCUCUGACGACUGAUUGGCAGGCAGUCAAAACAGAAUUCCCAGUGUACACGAGUAAAAUUAUUGGAAGAUGCCACCUAAAAAAUUGGGCCAGAUACUGCUACCGCUCGCUCUCCUGUCGCUGCCACUGGCCUUCUGUGCCGAUGACCCACGGCUCAUGAAUCAGGGGAGGGAGCAGCCAACGACAAGGGGUGGACCAGCCGUGGAGGAGCUAACAGCCAGCUAUUGGCUGAGGCAGGCGUGCGAUCAGGUGGCGGCUCGACUGGAUCGCACCCAGGACACGGUCACGGAUGGGCGUAGGGCCAAGAACAUCAUCAUGAUGCUGGGCGAUGGCCUGUCUAUCACCACGCUGACAGCUGCGCGCAUCUUGAAGGGCCAGCGCCAAGGACGCAGCGGCGAGGAGAGUAAACUGGCCGUCGAGGAGUUUCCCUACUCCGGCCUGUGCAAGACCUACUGCACCAACGAGCAGUCCCCGGACUCGGCCUGCACGGCCACUGCCUACUUGGGCGGUGUUAAGACCAGCAGCGGCACCGUUGGCCAGAGCGCCGACGGCGAGAUAGUCGAGUCCCUCAGCAUGUGGGCCCAUCGCGCGGGCAAGGCCACGGGGCUGGUGACGACGACGCGUGUGACCGAUGCCAGUCCAGCGGCGGCAUUUGCCCACGUGGCCAGACGCAGCGACGAGCUUGAGAUCGCCCGCCAGCUGGUGGAUGAGCAGCCGGGCCGGCACUUCAAGGUGAUCCUGGGUGGCGGAUUGGGUAAGUUCAGUCUCGAGCGACGCGAUGGCCGGGAUCUGGUGCAGCAUUGGCAGUCGGUCAAUCCGGAAGGCUGCUUCGCCCGCUCGCUAAGUGAGCUGCGCGACUGCGUCAGCUCCAAUGGUAGCAUGCUGGGACUGUUCAGCGACAGCAACAUGGCCUAUCACCUGGCCGCACACAAAGAGCAGCCGAGCCUCAGCGAGAUGACGGCCGUGGCCAUCGAGCGCCUAUCGGAGCAUGCCGACGGCUAUUUUGUGUUCAUCGAGGGCGGUCGCAUCGACCACGGCCACCAUGAGACGCGCGUCGGGUAUGCCCUGGACGAAAUGCUCGAGUUUGAUGCGGCCAUUGAUAUGGCCCUCCGCCUGACCGAUCCCAGGGAGACGCUCAUCGUGGUCACUGCCGACCACUCGCACAGUCUUACCAUGUCUGGUUCAGCGAAGCGCGGCACCCCCAUCCUGGGCAUGGACCAGCUCCAGCGGGACGUGAAUGGUGUUCAGUACAGCACCCUGAACUACGCCAUUGGCAAGUGGCAGAGCCACGGCAAAGACGGCCGCCGCGAAAAUCCAGGAAAGACUCUUAGUCAAACUUCCUUCACACCCAGCUACAUUCACGGUCGUAAGGGCGUCCACUCGGGCGAGGACGUGGCCGUCUUUGCCAUGGGUCCUAAGUCGCAUCUUUUUAGCGGCAUCAUGGAACAAAAUCUGCUGCCCCACCUAAUGGGCUAUGCGGCGGGACUAGAUUCAGGCGCCACUCCAUGCGAGCUUCAGCGAAAAGUCGACACAUCUUUCUAAGUUUCUUUUUCUCUUUGGUUUUAGCGUUCUCUCAAAUACAAUGUUUAAUGAAGAAAAUG
This is a messenger RNA of Drosophila obscura, 1606 nucleotides long. RefSeq names its product alkaline phosphatase, tissue-nonspecific isozyme (gene Alp11). Gene Ontology annotation, molecular function: alkaline phosphatase activity. Gene Ontology annotation, biological process: dephosphorylation. The transcript is spliced from 2 exons. The coding region runs from base 75 to 1547 and encodes 490 amino acids. The record is from RefSeq and is a predicted model, not a curated record. Lineage: Eukaryota; Metazoa; Arthropoda; Insecta; Diptera; Drosophilidae.